AAAAUCUCGUUAAAUUUCCAGGUGUCGGCGGGUCAGCACAUGCAGCUAACGGGCGAUCUGAAGCCAGUGGUGUCUGUAGCGGCUCAACAAGGCAUGUACUUCAAUCAACAACAGAACCAAAAUCAAUCGGGACCGGCCGGCCAGACGGACACCUAUUGCUCAGUCUCUCAGUCUCAAACGAUCAACUUCACGCAGCAGAGUCUGAGACAGAGGGCUGCGGCGGCAGCCGCUGGCGGUGUUUCCCAACCGGCCGCCGCUGCCGCUGCACGCAACCACCCUCAGCAAGUGCCGCCGAAUCAGGUGGAUCAGCACCAACACGCCAAGAUCCUUCAGCAGCAGCAGCUGAUGCGCGCACAGCAGGUGAUGCAACAACAACAGCAUAUGGCCGGAGGAAUGGGUGGCGUGAGACCACCGCCUCCCGAAUACAAAGCGGCUCAGGCCCAAAUGAUGCACGCUGGCAUCGGCAUGGGUCAGCAGGCUAGGUUUCCCAAUGCUGGACCUAUGCGCAGGGUUACGCAACAGCCUAUGCCACCUUCAGGUCCGAUGAUGAGACCGCAAAUGGCGCAGCAGCAGCAGCAGGCGUUGCACGCCGCCGGUGGCAACAUGUACAUGGGCGGCGGAGGCAUGACCGCGAUCGGCGGGAUGCAUCAGAUGCAUCAACGUCUUGGAUAUCCCAGGACCAACAAUCAACGGCCGCCUAACGUCAGCGUCGGCCCUCCCGAUGGCCUUGGCAACAGUAUCGCCGGCCGCGGCGCCCAGCAGGAGUGGCGACACGUUCUGAUGCAGCAACAGGGCUUUCAGGCGCAGAUGCGAUCGCAAUUCAACCAGCAAGGUCACCAAGGUGGAUUCGGCAUGGGUGGUACGGGUGGAAUGCAGAUGAACGCCGCGCAGAUGCAGCAUCAACAGUUGAUUCGCUCACAGAGCGGAGGUAUCACUGGCUCGGGUAUGGCCAAUACCACUCAGAUGCAGCAGUUACUGUCGCAGCAACACCAGCAACAGACAUUAGCCAUGCAGCAGAGUAAUAAUCAGAUGUCACUGCAGAUGCAAAUGUCACAAUCCUCGUCAGUGAACUCGGUUAACAGUACCGGAACCGGUGAGUUUUGGAUGAUGAUUAUUCUUUGAGUCCAACCAGCGGAG
Frieseomelitta varia is the source of this 1137-nucleotide messenger RNA. RefSeq names its product neurogenic protein mastermind-like. Bases 40 to 1122 code for a protein of 360 amino acids. NCBI's taxonomy places the organism in Eukaryota, Metazoa, Arthropoda, Insecta, Hymenoptera, Apidae. The transcript has 4 exons. The record is from RefSeq and is a predicted model, not a curated record.